UUUCCAGGGCCACAGUUAUGAAAUAUUUGGCUGUACUGCUCGUUUCUUCGUGGCUAGGAUACGCAUAUGCAUGCUCCUGUGCUCCUGAGCCACAGGAGGACAUAUUUUGUAGGGCAGAUUAUGGCUUUCUGGUUAAAACAAAGGACAAUGGAACUAUCGAUGGAUAUUACAAGAAGUUUGGAAUAGAACUUAUUGAAAAUUACAAAACACAGCUUGGAAAAAGAAACUUGAAGUUCCUGUACACAGGUAAAGAUGGUGGUAUGUGUGGCGUGAAUUUGAAGAAAGACACGUAUUACAUUCUCACAGGCAACUACGCCACGAUCCAAGACGCAAAUGGAAAGAAAAAGAAAAGGAUGACGAUAGGAUUGUGUGGCUUUCGGAAGGAAUUCAGUCCUCCAACCUGCAAUGCAAGGAAAGAAACAUAGAACAACAUCCUUGAACAUAUUUGAACAUGGAUGUUUUUUUGUUAAAUUUUUAUCAUAUGUUUAAGCAGAUACUGUAAACGUUCAUUUAUUAGUGCAUGUAAAAAUCUAGCGAUGUGCCAGAAUACACGAAUUAACGCUAAUUGGAUGACAAUUCAGUUGAGUGUUUACGAAGAUCCUAUAUCAAAAAAUGUUCCCCUAGAAAUACCAGCAUUGCAUGCAAUAAUUGAAAAUACAUGUUAACAUCAUGUAUAAGAAGUACCUUUGAUAAGAUAUCUAAGGUUAUUAAAUGGCGUAUUAUUCAAAUUAAUAUGUAAUAAGUAUUGAAUAAAGAGCGAUGAAAUUCUA
This is a messenger RNA of Mercenaria mercenaria, 770 nucleotides long. RefSeq names its product tissue inhibitor of metalloproteinase-like. Gene Ontology annotation, cellular component: extracellular matrix. Gene Ontology annotation, molecular function: protease binding; metalloendopeptidase inhibitor activity. NCBI's taxonomy places the organism in Eukaryota, Metazoa, Mollusca, Bivalvia, Venerida, Veneridae. The transcript is spliced from 4 exons. Gene Ontology annotation, biological process: negative regulation of membrane protein ectodomain proteolysis; negative regulation of endopeptidase activity. Bases 18 to 425 code for a protein of 135 amino acids. The record is from RefSeq and is a predicted model, not a curated record.